Molecule: messenger RNA, 3240 nt
Organism: Salvia miltiorrhiza (redroot sage)
Lineage: Eukaryota; Viridiplantae; Streptophyta; Magnoliopsida; Lamiales; Lamiaceae
Product: RNA polymerase II C-terminal domain phosphatase-like 2
Exons: 16
Coding region: 202-2541 (779 amino acids)
Molecular function (GO): RNA polymerase II CTD heptapeptide repeat phosphatase activity
Source: RefSeq, a predicted model, not a curated record
GCUUGUUGAGGAGGGAGUGUGAGAGAGAGUCUCUAGAGAGAGAAAAAAGGUAGUUUUAGUGUAGAGAGAGGAGAGAGAGGGAAGAGAGCAAAAUCAUGCAGGGUGGGAGGAAUUUUACCCAGAAUUAAUAUUUUUUUGUAAAAUUGUUGUUGUUGCUUUCGGAAUUGGCACAAUUCGCGCUUGUUUUUUUGGCAGAAAAUAAUGAGUCGAUUAGGGUUUAAAUCAGUGGUUUAUCAUGGAGAUGUGUAUCUAGGGGAGCUGGAAGCAGUUCCAGUGAAGGUUGGGAAUUUCCAGUUCCCCAAUAAUGAGAUUCGAAUUCAUCACAUCUCGCAUAACAGCGAGAGAUGCCAUCCCCUCUCUGUUUUGCAGACGAUUUCAUAUGGCUCUGUUGUAUGCAAACUCGAGCCCUGCUCUAAUGGCAAUAUAAAUCCCAACGAGCAGUCUCCGUUGAUCAAUCUCCACGCUUCAUGCUUCUACGAGCUUAAGACGGCAGUUGUAUUGCUCGGAACUGAGGAAAUUCAUUUAGUGGCAAUGCCUAGCAAGCAGAAGAAAUUUCCAUGUUUUUGGUGCUACUCGGUGCCAUGUGGUUUGUAUAACGCUUGCUUAUGGAUGUUGAAUACCCGUUGUUUAGCGAUAGUAUUUGAUCUAGACGAAACUCUUAUUGUUGCGAACACUAUGAAGUCAUUUGAAGAUAGAAUUGAGGCUUUGGUGGGUUGGAUUGCACGUGAAAGUGACCCUAUUCGGGAAUCUGGGAUGACAGCAGAGAUGAAGAGAUACGUUGAGGAUCGUGCAUUACUGAAGCAGUAUGCCGAGACUGACAGUGUUGUGGAUGGUGGUAAAGCAUAUAAGAUGCAACACGAGGAAGUUCCUCUUCUAUCUGAUGGAGUUCAUCGUGUUGUUCGGCCUGUAGUAAGAUUGCCUGAGAAAAAUAUUGUGCUUACUCGCAUUAAUCCUGAGAAUCGUGAUACCAGUGUGUUGGUCAGGUUACGACCUGCAUGGGAAGAUUUAAAAAAUUAUCUAACUGCAAAAGGCCGGAAAAGAUUUGAAGUUUAUGUUUGUACCAUGGCCGAGAGAGAUUAUGCCCUGGAAAUGUGGCGGCUGCUUGAUCCAGAAGCACACUUAAUUAGCUCAAAGCAGCUACUUGACCGUGUUGUAUGUGUCAGAUCCGGCGCUAGGAAAUCUUUGCUCAAUGUCUUCCAGAAUGGAAAUUGUCAUCCAAAAAUGGCGAUGGUUAUAGAUGACCGGUUGAAGGUGUGGGAGGACAAGGAUCAGCCUCGUGUUCAUGUAGUUCCUGCAUUCACUCCAUAUUAUGCUCCACAGGCUGAGACUGCCAAUGCUGUUCCUGUCCUUUGUGUAGCAAGGAAUGUAGCAUGCAAUGUUAGAGGUGGUUUUUUCAAAGAGUUUGAUGAGAGUGUCUUGAGAAGAAUAUCUGACAUAUUCUAUGAAAAUGAGGUUUUCAACUUACCCUGUGCACCGGACGUGAGCAACUAUCUGAUUUCAGAGGAUGCUAAUUUGAUACCAAAUGGGAAUUUAAAUGCUCCAGUUGCUGAUGGAAUGAAUGGACCUGAAGUUGCACAAAGAUUGCUUUCUGUGGAUGAGAAGAAUGGCACCCAUGCUGUUUCCCUUCCCAUUGCUAAUAACCUUGAGUUGAAGUUUGAAAUCUCAAAGACUCCUGUAAUGUCUGUUGCAAAUGCUACUGCUCCACUUACCAGGGCAAUUUUACCUUCUGAAAAACCUAGUUUGCUUGGUGAUCCAUUUCGAAGAGAUAGCCGGUUUUCAGCUUCAUCUGAACCACCUUUGUUGUCUAGGUUUCCUUGGCAGGCGCCACACCUGCAGCCACAAGGUGGCUGGAUAGCUGAAAAUGAUUCUAGUAGAGGGAAUUUUAGCAAUCGGACCCCAGGAAUAGUUUCAGAAGGUCAACGAGGUCUUCAGAACUCACUCAGUCAUGGUACAUCAUCAUCAGUUCCUCCUGAACUUUCACAUAUAAAUCCAGUGAAAGCCGAAGAGGCUAACUCGGUCUGUGACAGCCUGAAGCAGGGCCCUUUAUUAUCAAAUCAGUUUGCAGAUGUUGCUGUGUCAAACAAUCAACCUCCAACUACUAGUAAAGAGUUAAAAAAUGAAGGUGAUAAAAUGAACCUGUUGCCAUCUAUGUCUAUUAAUGUGCUCCAAGAGAUUGGAAGAAGAUGUAGAUCAAAGGUUGAAUUCAGGCCUGUUGUCAGUACCAGCAAUGAUUUACAGUUCUCAGUAGAGGUAUUCUUUACAGGUGAGAAAAUUGGUGUUGGAAUGGGGAAAACGAGGAAAGAUGCCCAGCAACAGGCUGCAGACAAUGCUCUUCGUAGCUUAGCUGAAAAUUAUAUAUCUUAUAUUGAACCUCAUUCUACCGCUGUGGAUAAUGAUUUUGAUAGACUCAUUUUGGAAAAAGAAAAUGGGUUUCUUUGGGACGUUGCCAAGCCUGGACCAGAAGAACUACCAGUUAGAAAUGGAUUUCCCAAACAAAAUAGCUCUGAAGUGGGGAAUUUUGAGAAUACUUCCCAUGGCUGAUCUGAUUUUUUUUUUUUUUUCUUACGACAUCUGGGAUGCUUGCUUAUGAGCUCUGUGGAUGUACGACAGUAGGAGUUGUGAUUGUCUUUAGAUAAACCACUCCUUUGAAUUUAUACCACUUGGUUUGGGAGCAGAAAACAAAAAAAGCGAGAUUUAUUGCCUUGUUUCUCAGCCGGUUCUCCUCAAUGUUUAACAAUGUGUUCCAUCUUGGAGAUUACUUGACUGGGUCAUGAGCAGUGCUUCCUUAAGUGAGCAAAUCCUCGGAGCAUAAAAGCGUUCCAGUUUUCCCAAGAGAAAUAGCCAUGAGGUUGUGUUCGGUCGGCAGUUUCUCUAUAUCAAACAAGAAGACUGCAUUGAUUACGAGGCAAAUGACAACUACAUGAAGCCCAAAGGGAAACAUGUAAUUUUUCAAAAAUAAUAACCAAAUUAAAGAUUCACACCCACCACAAAGGAAAGUGGAUGUGAAAAAUGUUAUGAUUCGUACAUACUUGUUGAAUGUAGAAGUGAAUUCUAACAGCAUAGUGGCUUUGAGUUUGAAGGACAAUCGUUGGCGGCGACCACUGAAGAGGCCGGGUCUGCAAUUGCGUGCGUGUCUUACUAUUUACGGUGUAUUCUUUUAAUCUUAUUAGUAGUAUGAUUUUAGUAUUAGUAUUCUUAAGAAACAAUCCUUAUAUAUCUUCAUCUAUUCUUUAUCUAUUA